Molecule: messenger RNA, 660 nt
Organism: Schistosoma mattheei
Lineage: Eukaryota; Metazoa; Platyhelminthes; Trematoda; Strigeidida; Schistosomatidae
Source: the annotation of a GenBank genome assembly
AUGCCUUCACUUCUUCAAACAAAAAUUAAGCAAGGUACGUUGCUCGAGUCUAACGUCAAUAAUAGGAAGAAUACAACUCAGCUCUCACCAUCAUUUUCUAACAAAAGUUUUGACAGUAUCAAACCGGAAAUCCCUAAGUAUGAAUUAUUAUUGGAAAAUGAUGCAAAUUCAUCUGUUGUAACUGGAUCGAAUUCAUGCAGCCUCGAUUUAAAUAAUGGUCAUUCAUUUCCAUCUAAUAAUGAAGAUCGUCGAUCAGGAAGUUGGCUCCGAAAACAUCCAGCUGAUAACGGUGCUGGUAUUGUUGAUACAUUAAAUCAAACAAACUUGGUAAUUCUUGCCCCUAUAACUAUCCCUCAGAAAGUUCCACAACUCCACAGUGACAAACAGUUAAAUAAGGUCAACUUUAAAAACUUUAUCAAAAUCUGGCCACCCUAUCUACCUCGGAACACAUCCAUAAAACCUUGUGUUCCCAGUUCGUACUUGUCAAAACCUAUUCCUCUGACUUCUUAUCAACAAACACUAGAAAAAUGUGACAGUCGCAAAAGUCUUGUAAAGUCAAAACAGCCAUUAGAUAAUGAGCAGGAGCGAAUUAACAAACUUUUCGAAGAAUCUUGUAAAGCUCCAUCACUCAAAAAGUUCGGGAAACUCACGACUUUUUAA